This is a messenger RNA of Rhinichthys klamathensis goyatoka, 1509 nucleotides long. It is a transcript of the gene spata6l, whose product is annotated as spermatogenesis associated 6-like. Gene Ontology annotation, biological process: spermatogenesis. The coding region runs from base 185 to 1225 and encodes 346 amino acids. The transcript is spliced from 13 exons. The record is from RefSeq and is a predicted model, not a curated record. Gene Ontology annotation, molecular function: myosin light chain binding. Lineage: Eukaryota; Metazoa; Chordata; Actinopteri; Cypriniformes; Leuciscidae.
AUCACUGGGUUGUGUUUGAACCUGAACCGGUUCAUUGAAAUGAACUGUUCGAAUAAAUUGAAUCGCGGAAAUGGGCUGGAUUUCCCUGUGCACAUGAUGCCAUGGAAACGCGACGCUCUCCUGGAUUGACCAUAAAUGAUCUCUGGAAAAUAACAGUUCGCUAGCGGUAACAGCAAAGCACAGAAUGUCCCACAAAGCAGUUAAAGUGAUCGUUGAACUUCAUUUGAGGGCGAUAACCUGUCCAGGUGUGCAUCUACCAGCCAAAGAUGAUGUUUACCUCAGUGUGAGUCUUAUGAAUCAAUACAGGAAGUCAGAAUGUCUUCCUGCAGUGUUUCCAUUAUUGAUUCGGGAGAAAAUAAGGUUUGAAAAGAUCCUGAAUGACUCCACCGAUCCUGCAGCAAUAGCAGAACUCCUGCAGUGUGAACCAGUGAAAAUAGAACUCAUUCAGUUGAUUCCACCAGCUGGAGAAAUAUUGGCCAGUUUUGAAGAAGAUGCUCGAAGUUUUCUUUUCCCAGAGCCAAAGCUGGUCCCAUCUUUCUCUGGAGUAGAGAGAGAGGUAUUAAUGACACGCCAUCCCAAUUUUCCUGGUAUCUCUCCAAGAUUAGAGUUCUCCACAAAGACGACAAUCAGUGACAUCUCCAGUAACAAUGGCUUCCUGAGUCUUCCUGUGAGGGCAAUAAGGAAAACCUCAAAAAAGUCACGGAAACAGGAUAUCACCUCAUCCCAAAGACAUUUCCCGUCUGCUUCAUGGAGUCAGAGAGAACACCGCAACAGAGAUCAGGUUCAGAGAUCAGGUGGACGGUCCUCUUCCCAUUAUUCACCCGUCUCUGACAGAAACUCCAGGUUAAGGAGUCUUUCACCACAUCAAUCAAAACCAUCAAGAGAAACAGGAGAUCUGAGAAGAGGCUAUUCCAGACCUUGGAUGGCUGAUGAAGACUCUUCAGACACAGAUGAUCUCCUCGACUACGCUGAGGAAGUGGGCCGUCAUCAUUCCCUAAUGGGAUAUGAGGGAUCUCCCAGCCCAAAUUACUCCAGCAUGGAACGCCAGAGGCACAAUGGCUCUCUCUUGGGCUCUUCUGACCUUUGGGAGGAGGUUCAGGAACGGGUUCAGAGCCUUUUAACAUCUCCCAAAGCAGUUCAUAGACUAGCAUGUGGUGCCACGGACUCUGAGAUAGACGAGGUACUGAUACGGAGAUGUGUUUUGGCCCACUCAUGCCCAUUUUAAACACCUGUGUGUGUUAUAAGGAAGUGAUGAAGCAGAGGACCCUGUGAUUUCUUGUGGCAUUGCAUCAUUUUCCAUUCAAUUAUGAGUGUGUUUGUUUGUAGUUGUGUUUGUAUUGCAGUUUUGAAGUGAAAUAGUAUAUUCCAGGUGUUUUUGAAGCACAGUGGUUCUCAACCCUGUUCCUGAAGGCCCCAAAAAAGUACACACCUGAUUCACCUCAUGAGCUUGUGUCAUGUAAUGGAGACCAAAAUAGACUGUUGUGAUGCUAAAAUGGUACAUGUGCUUAA